AUGGAAACGGAGAAGCAAAAGGUGGUGGUGUAUAGAUGUUUGAUUUACGCUGCGAUCGCAUAUUCUGUGAUUCCAAUAGCGUCGAUUUGCGUGAACAUCCCCAUGAUCUAUAACAAUAUUCACGAUGUUAGGCAAGCUAUUCACAUCAAAGGUCUUUCCUUCUCAAAUAGAACAAGACGAGACACCAAAUCAGUCUGCCCGAGAUGUUGCAACCCAGGGGAGCCAGGGGCUCCAGGCCCACAAGGGAGAAAAGGACGUCCGGGAAUUCCCGGGAUUCCCGGGAUGCCAGGAGCACCCGGAAGACCGAGCAGUGCCUCCUGCGACCCGUACACACCACCACCUUGCGCUUGCCCUCCGGGUAAACCAGGAGCACGAGGUCCACCUGGCCCUCCUGGUCACCCAGGAGUUCCUGGGAAGCCAGGUACUAGGACUUUCACCUCAACAACAGGACCGCCAGGACCCAAAGGACCUCCUGGACAUCCUGGACGGCCGGGAAGACCUGGUGAUCCUGGGAAGCCUGGAGAAUCUGGUCAGGUUGAGUUUAAACCCGGUUUGCCGGGACCACCAGGGCCUCCAGGACCUCCUGGACCACCUGGACCAGACGGAAUUCCCGGAUCGCCUCUAACUCCUGGUAAAUAUCCUCGACCACCAGGACCAAAAGGACCGCGUGGACCCGCUGGCGCUCCCGGACUACCAGGAAAUCCCGGACCAGAAGGUCAGCCAGGAACACCAGGCGGAAGCGGAUAUCUUGGAAUCUGUCCAAAGUACUGUGCAGUCGAUGGUGGAAUAUUCUUUGAAGAUGGCACUCGACGUUAG
Molecule: messenger RNA, 816 nt
Organism: Strongylus vulgaris
Lineage: Eukaryota; Metazoa; Nematoda; Chromadorea; Rhabditida; Strongylidae
Source: the annotation of a GenBank genome assembly